Molecule: messenger RNA, 2147 nt
Organism: Lepisosteus oculatus (spotted gar)
Lineage: Eukaryota; Metazoa; Chordata; Actinopteri; Semionotiformes; Lepisosteidae
Source: RefSeq, a predicted model, not a curated record
CGUGUCCCGUGAUGUAACACUAAUGGCCUCUCUGUAUAUGUGUUUUCAUUCCGAACUCGUCUUUUUUAAGAAUACGGCCGCCUCGCUCGCUGGUACGUCAUCAGUACGCGCCGCAACCCCCCGCAUAUUUGCAUAUUUUUCCUUUUAUUUUUUUUUUCAGACGUUUUCUCCACUUUCCUGCUUGGCUUUCCUUGUUUGUUUUCUGCUUCGCUUUUCUGCACGGUCCCUCAAAUGGUUUUCCGCACCGAUAACCGAUUCAGGGCGAAGGGAAAUGAACUAAAAUAGCUGGAAGAAUUGGAGGGAGUGUUGCUUUGUGCCCCGGGACGGAUCUGGAAGCGAGAGUGGAAGGGAAGGUCUCUCAGCGGCUCGGUACAAAGAAGGCCCUCGGUGCUGCGGGGCUGACCCGCAGGUCCGGGGUGAAAGGGACUGACCGGAUCAGUGACGGGAAAGCGGAGGAUUCUCGCCUAGCCGUCCGUAACCACGGGAACUAGGAAGCACACUGGAACUAAACUGGGAGCCUUCUGGAACUCUGCUCAAGGAAAAAUUGGAAAACCUGUCUUCAGUUCUCUUUCUGAGCCCUUUCCCGCGGGAACAAAGUGCUUCCCUGGAAUGUUGUCAUGCCCAGCAGCUGGGACGUCAGUCCGGGAUCAGUAAGCUAAGCGCGCCCAGAGAAGAGAAACGCGAUUUGGUCCGUUUCCGAUGUUGCUCCUGCUCUUCGGAGCUUUCCUCGGAUAGCUGGGCAUCCAGGCUGGUGGCUUUCCAGAGCAGAGGCGUCCGCUGUCAAUACCGGCCGCUGCCCAGGCACGGACCCAGAGGCAUCGCGUUCGUCUCACAGGCGGGGCUGCAGGGAAGUGGGGGGACAAGGGAGGGGAGGGGAGCCCCGGGGGGCGGACUCGGGAGCAGACGGGACGGAGGCCGGGCGUUCGGAUCAGGGUACGAGUCUUGCGUCCUUCCCUGAGCUGCUUGCCUGGCGGGUUCAGUCCUGAUCCCUGGCAGUGGGGUCCGUGGUUUCAGAAAGUGCCACGGUCCUGGGAUCUCUGUCGUCCUCUGAAGCCCGCAAGGGGGGGCAGCCUCCGAUGAGACUGCGCUGACAGCCGCGGCCCGACGUCAUGGACUACCCCCUCAACAUCAACGGCUACCCCGGCGUCUACCCCUCACAGGCGCUGCUGGACUACGCCAGCUGCUCUGAGCCUGCGGGGGGCGCCUUCAUCUGCACCGAAUGCGGCGAAGGCUUCGCCCACUACCCCGACCUGCAGAGCCACAUGGCCAUGCACGGACCCCAGGAGCCCGCGAGCGCCCUGCAGUACGGCGCCUACGGGUACCCCGCGCCGGGGAACCCCGAGUACAGCUCGGCCACGGGGUACGGCGCCCCCGUGCAGUUCGCCCUGCAGGAGAACGGGACGCUGAGGGUGGUCGAGUCUCCGGUGGAGUUCGGCGGCUACGCGUUCGGCGCCUCCUCGAAGUCAGACGCCCAAGCCUGGGGGCAGUCGCCCGGCACGGGCCGGACCUCCCGGUCCACACAGACGCAGGACGCCCCUGCGGCGCAGCCGGAGGCCCCAAGACCGGCAGAGAACGGAGCCGGAGGUCCAAACUCAAGCCACCCCCAGGCGGCACCGCCCCAGCCGCCUCCCCGGUUCCGCUGCGAGAUCUGCGGCCGCUCGUUCAACACGCAGCCGGGCCUGCUGCGCCACCAGCGGUACCGCACCUCGGAGCGGGGCUACAAGUGCGCCCUCUGCUGCCAGAGCUUUGUGGCCUCCCUGCCGGAGCGCCCGUCUCGGACCGCGGCCCCCCUCCUGAUCUUCUUCCUCUUGCCUCCGAGCCGGGAGCCCACCUUUCCCGCUUUCUCCGCCUUCCGUGUCUCGCAAAAUCCACCGGGCCACAGACAGCGCGGCCCCGAAACGGAUCCCUUAGAGCCGAUCGAUCCCAUCUCGUCUGGGAUCGUCCAGGGAACGGGCCCCGAGCUGUCUCCCGGCUCCCAGCUGAGCGGAGGCUGGAGUGUGACACACCUCCCGGUCUACGCCAGUCCUGGCCGCCCGGGGCGACUCAAGUGUGGUCAGAACCGGGCAGCCCUCCUGACGGGUGGGCUGCAGAAGCGGCAGUCGCCAGGCAAGGCGCCGUGUCUGGCUGCGGAGCACGCCGAGGACUAA